This is a messenger RNA of Closterium sp. Naga37s-1, 5300 nucleotides long. The record is from the annotation of a GenBank genome assembly. Lineage: Eukaryota; Viridiplantae; Streptophyta; Zygnematophyceae; Desmidiales; Closteriaceae.
UGGGCGAGAUGGAGCAGGUGCAGCAGCAGCUGCAGCGCAUGCAGUGGGAGGAGGCGGCGGAGGGGGCGCUCAUGCGCCGUGCAUCAGUGGACGAGCUGCUGGCGCUGCAGGCGCAGGGGGAGCGGCUGCCCACGGGCAGUGCAGUGGUGGCGCGCGUGCACGCGGUGGUGGCGGCAGGCAGCGACUGGCAGGCCAGGGCGCAGAGGGCGCUGCAGGAGGGGUGCAGCCUGGAGGAGGGCGAGGCGAUGAGCAGGGAGGCGGAGGCCAUCCCAGCAUCGCUGGCAGGCCAUGCUCACCUGAUGUCAGUGCUGGCGUCAGCAAGGGCAGCAGCAGCUCGAGGCGACCAGCUGCUGCUGGCUGCCUUGACUGCAGAGGUCGUUGCGCUGCCCGUGCGUCCACCGCACGCACCACAGCUCGCCUCGCUGCUCUCUUCUCUCGCCGCCUGGCAAUCCGCCACCUCACACGCCCUCCACACCGCCACCACCUUUCUCUCACCACCCACCACAGUCACACCGACCACAGCAGCUGCAGCACAGAGCACCCAAGCCAGCCCGGCUGCAGUGCCCAUCGCCGCCGAGUCAGGCGCCACACCCCUUGCAUCAGCACCAGCUGCGCCUGCAGGCAAGCCCCCCCCGGAGCUACUGGUGCCGGCAGCAGCAGCGAGCGCCAGUGCGGCUGAGCUGUCGUCGCUGCUCACCCAGGGGGCAGCACUGGGCGUGGCGGUGCCCGAGCUGCCGGCUGUGCGCGCGGUGGUGCAGCGCCUGCACUGGGAGGUCGCCGCCCAUGCCCUGCUGUCUGGCACUGCAGAUACUGCGGUGCAGAGUGGUGGUGUGGCGCAGGACAGUGCGGUGCAGGGUGGUGGUGAGAGGCGAGGCAAGCCCAGCGUGGAGGAGGUGGAGGCACUGGUGGCGGCUUACCCACUCACUGAUGCGCUCGCCCACCCUCCACCCCACCCAACGCCAUCAGCACCACCACUACCAUCAGCAGCUCCAUCCGAGGGCCUUGCUCAGCCUGCUGCAUCCGCCCCCUCUCCGCCCCCCUCGGCGCGCCUCUCCCUGCUGCACUCAGCCCUGGCGGACGCACGGCAGUGGGUGCAGGCGGCCAAUGAGAUGCUGACACGUGGCCCUGCCAGCUGUGAGGUGCAGGAGGUGGAGGCGAUGGUGGCACGUGGCAUGGCCUUGCAGGUGUGUGUGCACGACAAGUGCCACCAGCUCAGCACCGUCAUCGCCUCCCACAGGGAGUGGGUCAGCGAGGUGCAGCAACUGCUCGCCCCACGCCUCCCUGCGCCCACCUCACCACCUCCGCUGCUGCCCCGUGCACCUGCCACAACACUUGCGCACCUCAAGGGCCUCCAGGUGCGCGGCAGCAGCAGCGUGGUGGCGAGCGGGGAGGCCCGGCAGGUGCAGCAGGCAGUGGCAGCGCUGGACGACUGGCUCGUUGCCUGCUGUGCUGCCCUCCGGGGGGGCUCAGGGGACGAGGGGGCGAGAGGAGGAGGCGAGGGGGCACAAGGGGAGGGGAGUGUGGCACCAGGGGAGGGUAAGGGGCUGCACGGGGAGGGCAAGGGGCGGGUGUGUGAGGAGGAGGUGGUGCGGAAGCUGAAGCACAUGCACAGCAGCGUGCAAGCAGCUCUUCAUCGCAUCUCCUCCCUGGCCCGCCGCACCGCUGCCCUCUCACACCUCACUGCUCUGCCGGCUCAACCCUUCUCUGCGUCAGCCAAUGCUCCUCAUCCCGCAGUGCUGGCAGGCAGUGCAGUAGGUGCCACCGCAGAUGCCGUGGCUGCCGCCGCAUCUCCCGCAGCCACGGCCCCCACAGCCACAGCACCAGCUCAUGCGCCGGCACCAGGUGUGGCACCGGCAGUAGCAGCAGCAGUGCGAGGGGCGCCAGAGGCAUCAGAGGCACCUGUACCUGCUCCGCCUGGUGCUGCUGCGGCGGCGGUUGCUGGAAGCGUCUCUUCGUCCGACACCGUUUGCUGGUGUGCGGUGCUGCACCACGCCCACCCUGCAUGUGCUGCUUCUGCUGGUUUCUCUGGCGGCAGCGACGGGCAGGCAGUGGUUGGCGGGCAGGCGGGAGGAGGCGGUGGGGAUGUCCGGGUUCGGGGAAAGCGCAGCGGUGGGAGGAGAGCCGCUGCUGUUGUGUGCGGUGCUGUUGGGCGAGAGAGUGGUGCAGGCGGCGCAGGGAUGUCAUGGGAGAAGAGGGAAGAGAAGGCAGGAGAAGCAAGAGGCGAUAGGGAAGGGAAUAUGGGAGCAGUGCGUUUGGAGAAGGGUGAAGCAAAGGAGGAGGAGCAGAAAUUCCACGCCGACUGUCUCUCAUACUUGCAUGCUGCCGCCCCCUCCGCCGCUCAAGACGAGCAGCAGCAGGAGAAGGCGCAAGAGCAGAAGCGAGAGGCAGCAGGGCAGCAGCAGGCAAGGGCAGAGCAGGGUGGGGGGGCGGGUGGUGGGGUAGUUCCACCAGGUACAGACAGAGACAGCCACCCACAGCCGCAGCAGCGGCAACGGCACGACCAGAGCACUGAGAAACAGCAGCCGUUGCCGCCGCAGCAGCAGCAGCAGCAGCAGCAGCAGCAGGGUCCCUUCACAUGCCCGUUCUGCUCCUCCCUCGCCUCAGCAGCCGUCACACCUGCCGUCUCAGCAUUGUUCCAUGUACGUCCUGCCGCCCCACUGCUCCUGCUAAAAUGCCAUACCACCACAGGAGCACGCUUGCACGUCCCUCUUCCACUUGCACGUCCCUCUUCCACCUGCACGUCCCUCUUCCACCUGCACGUCCCUCUUCCACCUGCACAUGCAUCCGCCUCACUUGCCACCAGCAGCGCGACCUCGUCGCCUGCCCCGCGUGUCGCUGCGGUGCUUGGUGGGCCUGCUCUCUCGCGCUCUCCCUCUCCACCCCAGGAUCGCAGCCGUGCACAGCUUGGAGCAACUCGUCCAAUCAGCAACGCGUUGCUCUCACUUGCUGACAUCAGCGCUCUCCACCACCCUGUCCUUGCCACGUCAUGCCGAACCCCUGCCUCCCUCCAUACUCAGCUGUCUGCUUCAGGUGAUUUUUCAGCAUUGUUUCAGGUUAUGGCUGACCCUUUGUCUCAAGUGGCCUCCUGUCUUCCACUCGACAUGCCACUUGCCUCUCCGCCAUCGCUCUCCUCCACUGCCCCUGCUGCCACACCAGCGGCACCAGAUUCAAUAGCAGCGCAGGCAGCAGAGCCUCUUGCCUCGUGGCUGCUGCACGUGAAUGCAGUUCUCUCACCGCCCACACGCCAGCAGCAGCAGCAGCAUCUGGUGCAAGGGGAUCACACGAAGCAUGUCACCGGCACUGCAGCUGCUGCCGCGGCAGCGACUGUGGGAGUGGUGGCUGGAGGGCAACAGGAGGUGCAGCAGUCGGCAGGGCAGAGCGCCAAGGAUGGUGGAGGAGGGCCAACAGUGCCGACAGGGCCAGCGGCAGCGGCGGUGUCGGAGGCAGGGACAGGCUGCUCUGUUGAGGCGGGCGGCACGCUGGCGGUGAUGCAGAGGGCAGUGGCCGCCCACUGCUGGAGGGCUGCCACGUGUAGCGCUCUCAUUGGCCGCCCACGGCCCCGACCUUCCACCCUGGCACAGCUGGUGCAGACGGGCUCGCACACAGUAGGCACAACUGAUGCCGUUCUCGGGGAAGCCAAACAGCGACACGAGGCAGCUUCUGAGUGGCUGUCUUGCUUCAGCAAGGCACUCUCAUCUCAGUCACAGCUGUCAGAGCGCCAGGCCGCCCAGCGUCUGUCACAUCUGCGCGCGCUCAUCAGCCACGCCUCUGCCCUGCCUGUGGACCUGCGCCCAGAGAUCAAGGUGAGCAGCGAACCUGCUGCUGUCGUCAUGGAGAAUGCUGAUCAAACCCUGCGCCGCGCUGUGGCCCGCCUGGCAUCGCGCCUCAAGGCUGAUACCGCUGCAACUACUCCUCCUGCCACUCAAUCGCCUCCUCCCACCGCACCACCCACUGCAUCGCUGCUCACCGCACCCUCUCCCGCACGCACAGCGACGCCUCUGGCUGUAGCAAAAACUGUAGCGCCGUCAGGCAAAGCAGCUGCGACAGCACGUGGGGGAAUCGGCACCGCAGGUGCUGCCUCGGAACUGAAGGCGUCCGGGCUGAAAGGCUCUCGCAGUGCCAAGCGGAAGCUGGCAGCAGGCGGGGAAGGCAAGGCAGUGCGUGUGGCUGGCGCUGGUGCCACGGCCGCAGCCACCAAGGGCAAGAGGAGCCCUCGCGCCCUGCACGCAGCGGCCCUGCAAGGAGGCAGCUGCAUGGCCGUGCCUGCUUGUGCUACAACCUGCCCCCGUGGCCCGACUGUAACAUACGAGCCUGCCCCCGCCUCCUGCAUCGCCUCACCGCUUCUGCCUGCCUGCUCCUCCCUUCCUCAACCCACCGAUCCAUCCCGCAUGGCCUCUCGCCCUCUCUCCCCUUCACUCCCUGCCCCCCCGGCCACCUCCCCUGCUGCUGCUCCUCUGCCUGCACCGCUGGCAUCGCCAGAUGCCUGCCCGCCUGCCCCAGGGGCAGCUGCUGCUGGCACAGCAGCUGGCACUGCUGCCUGCUCUGUUGGUACCACUGUCCCCUCUACUGGUAUGACUGCCAGCUCGACCGCCAAGGUUGCCAGCUCAGCAGCCAAGGUUGCUAGCUCAGCAGAAAAGGCUUGCUGCCUAGAAGGGAAGGGCGGUGAGGGUCAGAGGAGGAAAGGCAGGGGAGAUAGCCAAGAUAAGAGAAGUGGAGACAGGGUGCGGGCGAUUGAGAGUGGCAUGCCAGGCACACGCACAGCAGGCCAGGGGAAGAUGAGCCCUCGGCCACAUGAAAGCGCAACAGCAGGCCAGGGGAAGAUGAGCCCUCGGCCACAUGAAAGCGCAACAGCAGGCCAGGGGAAGAUGAGCCCUCGGCCACAUGAAAGCGCAACAGCAGGCCAGGGGAAGAUGAGCCCUCGGCCACAUGAAAGCGCAACAGCAGGCCAGGGGAAGAUGAGCCCUCGCCCACAUGAAAGCGCAACAGCAGGCCAGGGGAAGAUGAGCCCUCGGCCACAUGAAAGCGCAACAGCAGGCCAGGGGAAGAUGAGCCCUCGGCCACAUGAAAGCGCAACAGCAGCGGCAGCAGAGGGUGUGACAGUUGGCAGUGCGUGGCAGCAUGGCAGAGCGAGUGAGAGUGAGAGUUUGGGGCGAGAGGGUGCAGCAGGUGGUGCAGAAGGUGGGAGCAGGGGAGGCGGGGUGGUGGAGGGAGGGGCGGGUGGAGGAAGGCGGUCGGUGCGCAGCACAGCAGGCCGGCACCCUGGCUUCGAUGGCUUCCUGCUGCUGCCCCGCAUCCGAUGA